AUGCCCCUUCUUGCUCUGCCUAAUGAACUCCUGUUGAUCAUAGCUUCUCAGCUCAAAAACCUGGGUGAUAUCAAUGCUUUGACCCAGGUUUGCCGCCGCUGUUACGAAGUUAUUAAUUUUCACGUCUAUGUCCGUGACAUCAAGGAUAAUGAGGGGAACGGCUUAAUACUUGCUGCCCAACAUGGCCAGCUCGGGGCUGUUCGCAAAUUCAUCGACCAAGGGCAGGAUCCAUUCGACUACAUCGAUAGUGAUGGUGGAAUGCCUUUGAAUGAGGCCGCUUUAUAUGGGCGUAAAGAUGUUGUGCUGUUCUUACUUGACUACGUCCCUACCACUUCCGAUGGAAACCCUGAAAAUCUUCACGGCGCUGCACUUUCCAACGCCGUACGUGGUGGUCAUGACCAAGUGGCCAGAAUUAUAAUAGACAGUCAGGCCAAACCAGCAUCUUUGGUUGAUAGUGGGGCAAAACUGGUCAGCUUGGCCGUGGCUAAAGGUCGCAAUUCUAUUCUCGCGCUCAUGCUUGAACGUGGAUUCAAAUCCAGUGACUACUUAUUGGAUUCAGCGGUUUCUCAGGGCAGUAACGACUGUGUCAAGGUUUUGCUGGAUUGGGGGUUCGAUGUCAACUUUGCCGAACCGAAUGGGUGUAGAAGUCCACUCUAUGCAGCCGCAGGUAAGGGCCACGCUGCAACUGUCAGACUCUUGAUUGAUCGAGGUGCGGACCCCUACCGGACGAGCAUCUACGACUUCAUGCCUUUAUUUAUCGCCACACUUAUUGGCCAUGAAGAUGUGGUCCGUAUAUUGCUCGAUUCCGGUGUUAAUCCGGAAGGUCUCGAUGAACAGGCCCGAUAUCCUCCCAAAAAGCCACGAGAGGAGUUCCUAAGGGUUAUAUCUGGGGAAUACGGGACAUUCUCUUUACGUAAUCCGCGGAGAGAUAUCCUUAUUUACGGAAGUUUCCCUAGCUUACAAACAAUCGUCCCUUACUGCUCAAAUUGCCAUACGCCAUUGUGUGUUGCUGCGAUGAUGGGCCAUGAGGAUAUUGUCAGGCUCUUGCUGGAUCGCGGCGUGGACCCAAACUUUAUCGAUCCGAACGGGGAUGUGCCACUUCGCCUCGCAGCAAUGAAUAAUCGCAGUGGGGUCAUCUCACUACUCCUUGAGAGGGGAGCUUGGAUAGAUUUCGUGGACUUGGAUGGGAAGACCGCUCUAUGUCAUGCCUUAUCGAAUGGGAGUCAUGAGGCAACAAUAAUUUUGCUAAACGCAGGCGCUAGAGAGGAUUUUGCACGUAUUGGGAAUGACGAUCUCAUUCUCCAAGCCCUGAAUAGCGCCGGGGUUCCUGUGUUACCUCCCACGGUGCUCGAUAAUUAUCAGGCCGGACUCCGUGAUAACAGCUCAACUUCAGUAGCACAUGGUUGCUAUCUAGGCUUACCACCCGGGCGUGGUUUAUACCGACGAUGCGAAAGAUUAGUCGAAUUUUUUCUUGAUAGGGGCUCCAGUAUUGACUCUCGAGACUCUCUCGGUCGCACUGUACUGCAUCAGGCGUCAUUUCUCUUUUGCAACUCUACAAUCGAUUUGCUCCUGGCGAGAGGCGCGGAUCCAAACGCGUGCGAUGUGUUUGGCCAAACUCCAUUGUACUUGUGGCUACAGGGCCCAAACCACUAUCGCCCUUUUAAAUUCCGAUGGCAUCCGUCCUGA
This is a messenger RNA of Penicillium atrosanguineum, 1686 nucleotides long. Its product is annotated as ankyrin repeat domain-containing protein. The transcript has a single exon. The record is from RefSeq and is a predicted model, not a curated record. Gene Ontology annotation, cellular component: nucleus; cytoplasm. Gene Ontology annotation, molecular function: protein binding. Lineage: Eukaryota; Fungi; Ascomycota; Eurotiomycetes; Eurotiales; Aspergillaceae. Bases 1 to 1686 code for a protein of 561 amino acids.